AUGAAUAGAAGAGGGUACAAGUUCUUAGUCGAAGCCACCAUAUUGAAUGUUUAAUUAUUAGUACAUUUUCCUUGCAAGGUUCAGGUUGUCAUUAAAAAAGGUUCUUAGAAGUUUGAAACCCAGCAGAUCUAUGAAUUACAGUAAGGUGUGGCUGUAAUCAAUGAAAAUCUGCAAUUUAAUAUAAAUGCUACUCUAACACAAGAUGGAAACAUAGAAGAAAAUAAAGCCUAAUUAGUUGUUAUAUUAGUGACUGAAAAAGGACAGAAAAGCGCUGGUUUUUAUAACCUUGAAUUCUCCCAAUAUUUGAAUUCAUAAAACCUAGAAUUUUAAGAAACAUUAGCGUUAGACAAGUGUCCAGAUAAAAAAGCAAAAUUAUUGGUUAACUUUAAGAUAACUAGAAUGGCUGAGCUUGAGAAUGACGUUGAAAUUAAUGAUUAAUCUUUAGAUUUAUCAUAAGUUUCUGUUAUCACUUCCGGUCAAGAAUCAUUUACUAUUUAAAACUUAUAAAAGUCCCCAGACUAGGUUUUAUUAACAGAAAAAAAAUUAGAUGAAUCUGGAAUAAAAUAAAAGACACCAGAAAUCGAAAAUUAGUUAUUAAUCAAUAAAGAUGUCAAAAUUAAUGAAUAAAAUAAAUAUAUUUAACAACUUGAGAGUAAAAUUAAUGAUAUGGUUGAACAAGAAAUCCAUUAGAACAUGAUAAAUAAAUAUGAAUAAUAAUUAAAGGAUUAAGAUAAGAGGAUUUAAUCAAUUAAUGAUGAUAAUACAUAAAUUAAUUUAUAAUUGCAAGCAUAACGACUUACAAUUGAAAGGUAAAAUGAAGAGCUGACUAAACUUAAAUAAAUUCAGCAAGUCAAUUCUUAAUCAAAGUCAAUUAACAGACAAUAAUCACAGCAGAGUGACGAAUAAGUGAUUUAACCAGAUUUAUAAAAAAUAAACUCAGAAAAAGAGGAAUUAAAAUAAUUGAAUGAGUCUUUGGUUCAAAAAAUAGAACAAAUUAAUCAAGAAAUUGAAGCCUUGCGACUUUAAGUCAAAGACAAAAAUGAAUAAAUUCAGAAUAUGAAAAACUUAACAUCCGGAACAAUUUCUGCCUUGUAAUAGCGAAAUUUAUUAUUGGAGAAAGAUUUAGCUCAAUAAAAGGAUAUCAAUUAAAAAUAUGUAGAUUAAUAGCCAAUCAAUGCUAUUUAAAAUGAUAAAUUAAUUGAAGAAUUAUAAUCAACUUUAAAGCUUAAAUAAUAAGAGUUAGACAAUUUACAAUAAAAAUAUGAGUCAGAAUUGGCCAAAAAGGAUGAGAUAGUCCAAAGUUUACAAUAGAAGAUGGAUGAAUCCUUUAGGAAGGAUGCUGAAUCUAAUAGAUUAAGCCAUGAAUCAAAGACUCAAAUUAUUUCCUCCGAGAAAUAGAUAGAUGAAAUAAAUGUUAGAUCUAAAUCAGAAUAAUAAAUAAAUAGAUUGAAAAACCAAAUUUAAAUAUGGUAAUCCAAAUAUGAGAGUAAUCAAAAAGCCCUAAGUGAUUACAAUAGCGAAAUCUAAUACUUAUAGAGAUCAGUUGAGGAUGUGCCAAACUUCUUAGAGGAUCAAAAGGAACUUGUUGAGCCUCUCUUAUUGUUAAGAAGAGCCAUUCAAAGAAAACUGCAGAAUUAUAAUCUUACUCAAUAACACUUUGAGUCAAGAGUUUAAUAAUUAGAAUAAGAAUUAGAAGUUUCCUAAUAUAAAUUGAAAUUGGAACAAAGUUAAUAAUCCUCUGAUCCCCAAUUUCAAUCGCAAACUUACACCAAAAACGAUGAAUUUGCUAAACUUAAAGAAACUAUAGAACAAAAAAAUGAGUAAUUGAGAAUUCUACAAUUACAAAUAGAUCAAUAAAAAUAAUAGGAAUCUGAAACUUUAAAGUCAUCUGAAGAGGCUAAAGCCCAACUUGCUAGUAUGAGAACGAACUUUGCAAAAUGUAAACAGUAAUUAGCAGAGUCUAUGUAGGAAAAGGUUUUCUUAUAAGCCAAGUUAGCUGAGUAAACAAAAGCCUUAAAAGAAAAAAAUCAAGAAAUUCAAAAGGAGCAGGAUCUUAUUUCUGAGCUUGAACAAUAUAAUAUCUAAAUGGAAGAAGCACUAUCACAAACUCUUGAUUAGUAUAAGUUAUAAAACACAUAAAUGAAAUAAGCUUAUGAGAAAGAAAAAAAACUCAGAUCUGAACUUCAAGUGUAACUUAAAACUUUGAAGGAGGAAUACGCAAAAGCUUCCAAAGGUGAGUUGCCUAAAGCUAAAGAUGCUGAAGAAAAACAAUAAUAAUAAUAAUGUAAUUGUAAAGAAAAGAUUUAAACAUAUGAGCAAAAAAUAGCAGAAUUAGAAUUUUAAUUAUCAGAUCUAUAAUUAUAGAGAUUGGAUAAAGCAAUUUAAAGAAACAGUAUUGCUUAAAUCAGGACCAGUUUACUAGUAAGUCAUAGAGAAUCUUUGGCUUUCUAAUAAAUGGAGGAUUUAAAUACCAAUAGUAAUAAAGGGAAUGAAACCACUAAAACUAAAGAGUUAGAAGAUUAAAAUGUUAAUUUAACAGAUGAGCGAUUCAAAAUAUCAAAAGAGUAUCAGACAAUUUUGGAAAGGGCUUUGUAAACCAACACCCAAAUAGAGAAUAAAUAUAAAAAUUAAGUAAAGGAGCUAGAAGAUAAGAUUGAAAUAUAGGCGUAAUCGUUAGUCAAAAUGAAAUUAGACAUGGCUGACCUGUAUAGUGCAGCUAUUGAUAUUGGUGGUGCUAUGUUGGUGGAUAAGUUGCAGAUUGCCCUAGGGAUCAGAGAAUGA
Messenger RNA from Paramecium tetraurelia, 2781 nucleotides. RefSeq lists its product as uncharacterized. The transcript has 7 exons. The record is from RefSeq and is a predicted model, not a curated record. Lineage: Eukaryota; Ciliophora; Oligohymenophorea; Peniculida; Parameciidae.